Messenger RNA from Boleophthalmus pectinirostris (great blue-spotted mudskipper), 3728 nucleotides. RefSeq names its product DNA topoisomerase III alpha (gene top3a). The record is from RefSeq and is a predicted model, not a curated record. Gene Ontology annotation, cellular component: chromosome; nucleus. The transcript is spliced from 19 exons. Lineage: Eukaryota; Metazoa; Chordata; Actinopteri; Gobiiformes; Gobiidae. Bases 265 to 3378 code for a protein of 1037 amino acids. Gene Ontology annotation, biological process: DNA topological change. Gene Ontology annotation, molecular function: zinc ion binding; DNA binding; DNA topoisomerase type I (single strand cut, ATP-independent) activity.
UUACGGCACUAUUUGACAAGCAGGCGCGGGUUUUGUAAACAAAGUCAAACCGAGGCAAAUAAUUCGAUUGAAGUAGCUUUGAAAAUAUUUGUUCUUUAUUUUUAUAUGUUAUGUCAGUGGUUAGAAGUAAAGGCAUCUGGAUUAGAUUCGUUAAAAUAUGUUAGGGUUGUUGUGAGACAGAGUACAGGAAGCUCAUUCAGCUAACAUGCUAAAGCUGUUAUGGGGAGAAAGUGGUGGCACUCAACUUUGUGCGUUUAGACAGGUAUGGUAGUUGUGCAUCUAUUGGGUAGACAUCUAUUGAAACGAGCUGGAGUACAGGGCAUAGUACUCCAAAGGUGUCGCCUUGCCACUCAGACUGGACUGGCUGUGGAGACACAUCAGCUUGCAAAAAUGAAUCGAAAUCGGACUCAGAUCAAACGGGUCCUGUGUGUUGCAGAGAAGAAUGAUGCAGCUAAAGGCAUCGCAGAAAUCAUGUCCAGUGGUAGAUCUCGGAGGAGGGAAGGGCUGUCAAAGUUUAACAAAAUAUACGAGUUUGAAUAUCACCUCUUUGGACAGAAUGUUACAGUAACAAUGACUUCUGUGUCCGGUCAUUUGUUGGGUUUAGAAUUUAAGGCACCAUUUCAGAAAUGGCACAGUUGCAACCCAGUACUGCUGUUUGAUGCUGAGGUAGAGAAAUACUGCCCUGACAACAUGAUUCAAAUAAAGCGAACAUUGGAGAAAGAAGCAAGGCAAUGCCAGGCCCUGAUUAUCUGGACAGAUUGUGAUCGUGAAGGAGAAAACAUUGGUUUUGAAGUAAUUGAUGUUUGCAAAACAGUGAAAGCUAAUAUUCAAGUUUUUCGAGCUAAAUUCUCUGAAAUUACACCCAAUUCAAUCAGAAGAGCUUGUGAGACUCUGACUGAGCCAGAUGUGAAUGUCAGUGAUGCUGUGGAUGUGCGCCAGGAACUGGACCUACGGAUAGGGGCAUCUUUCACACGUUUCCAGACACUGCGACUACAGAAGAUCUUCCCAGCGUCUCUGGCAAAUCAGUUAAUCUCAUAUGGAAGUUGUCAGUUUCCCACUUUGGGUUUUGUGGUAGAGCGGUUUAAAGCAAUUCAAGCAUUUAUUCCAGAGACCUUUUUCAAGAUUAAAGUGAUCCAUGAGGUUAAAGAAGAUACAGUGGAGUUUAGCUGGAAAAGAAAUCGUCUGUUCAACCACACUGCAUGCUUAGUUCUCUACCAAAUCUGUAUGGAGGAUCCCAUGGCAACAGUCACCUCAGUAACCAGCAAACCAAAGAGUAAAUGGAGACCCCUGCCUUUGGACACUGUGGAACUUGAGAAACUUGCUUCACGAAAGUUAAAAAUAAAUGCAAAAGAAACUAUGAAAAUUGCUGAGAAGCUUUAUACUCAGGGGUUCAUCAGUUACCCCAGAACGGAGACCAACAUUUUUCCUGCAACUUUAGCCCUGGCUCCCUUGGUUGAACUGCAGACUCAAAGUCAAGCAUGGGGAACAUUUGCACAGCGUGUCCUUGAUCAACCUGGGGGUCCCAAUCCACGACAGGGCAAGAACUCUGACCAGGCCCACCCUCCCAUCCAUCCCACUAAGUUCACAAACAGUCUCCAGGGAAAUGAAGGUCGUGUGUAUGAGUUUAUUGUACGACACUUCCUGGCCUGUGUGUCCCUGGAUGCUUUGGGACAGGAGACAGUGGUGGACAUUGACAUUGCUCAGGAGAAGUUCACAGCUUCUGGACUUAUGAUUAUUGCGAGAAACUAUCUGGAUGUUUACCCCUAUGACAAAUGGAGUGCCAAGAUUAUUCCAGUUUAUGAGCAAGGAUCUCAGUUUCAGCCGACCGCUAUUGAGAUGUUGGACGGUCAGACAAGUCCUCCACAGCUACUCACUGAAGCUGACCUGAUAUCCCUGAUGGAGAAACAUGGCAUUGGCACAGAUGCAACCCACGCUGACCACAUAGAGACCAUAAAGAGCAGGAUGUAUGUGGGACUUACAGCAGACCAGAGGUUCCUACCUGGAGAACUGGGAAUGGGACUGGUAGAAGGGUAUAACUCCAUGGGUUAUGAGAUGUCCAAACCGAACCUGCGUGCUGAACUGGAAGCAGAUCUCAAACUGGUGUCUGAAGGGAGGAAGGAUAAACAAACUGUACUGCAGCAUUAUAUUCAAAAAUACAAAACCGUGUUCAUCGAGUCUGUUAGAAAAGCUAAGAAAUUAGAUGAAGCCCUGUCCCCUUAUUUGGGGGCAGCUCAAGUAAUCACAGAAGAGGAGCAGCAGGAUAUGGAGAUGCCUCUGCCAGUUAGGAAAUGUCCCAACUGUGGCCGUGACAUGGUUCUUAAGAAGAAGCGUGAAGGAAGAAAUAAGUACCUCUCCUGCACGGGUUAUCCAGCCUGUAAGACAGCUGUGUGGUUCCCUGAUAUGGUUUUGGAGGUCAACAGAGACGACAGCAUCUGCCCAACAUGUCGGCCCCAUCCUGUUCACAUGCUGAAGUUUAAGUUCCGCAGGGGCAGCCUUCCGCCUAUGAUGCCUUUGGAGUUUGUGGGUUGCAUUGGAGGUUGUGAUGAGACACUGAGAGAAGUACUGGACCUGAAGUACCUCAAAUCGGUUGGAGGUGGAGGGGGCAAUGGAGGAGCAGACUCCCAUCCAGCUGCGCCCACAAAAACAGCACCCACCAGAGCGGCACCCUCAGGCCCAGCAUCCACCAGAAACUCAAACUCUCGUCCUUUACCCCCUGUGGCGGUGUCCUCUUGGACUCCUCCACCUCAACCUCCACCGGGUGGCAUUGUUAAUGGUAGAAUCAACAGUAAUGACGCUAUUGUUUGUAAUUGUGGACAAAACGCAGUCCUUUUAACAGUUCGCAAAGAUGGUCCCAACCAAGGACGCCAGUUUUACAAAUGCAAUGCUGGCAGCUGUAACUUCUUCUUAUGGGCCAAUGAAUGUGCUCAGCAGGGAUCGUCAGCACUGCCCCCUCCCAGGAACAGCCAGCCCAGGCCUUCUCUUGGUUUCAAGAAUGCCUCUGGGGAUGGCAGGUCUAGAGGCUCAGGGGACCAUGGAGGACAGAUCAUGUGUAACUGUAACGAAGCAGCGGUCACACGGACAGUACAGAAGGAUGGUCCCAACAAGGGCAGGAUGUUCCACACGUGUGGGAAGCCAAGGGAGCAGCAAUGUGGCUUCUUCCAGUGGGCUGAUGAAAAUGUACCUCCAUCAGGUGCUUUUGGCAGUGGCUACAACAGCAGUGGGUUUAACAGCGGUGCAGGCAACAAUAACAAAGGUGGAAAUGGAAGAAAGAAAUCGGGAGAUGCUGGCGGAAACAGCGCUCCCGCUGCUAAGAAGCCACGUAACUGUGGUAUCUGCCACUUGCCUGGACACACCCGUGUUACCUGCCCACAGCGGUGACACAAACUGAGUGUUUCUCAUUUCUCAUCUCAUUUUACCACACAUGCAGUAGUGCCUUCACUAUGUCUAUCAUUCAACACUCUAAUUAAGUUCUUAAUUCAUAACUGUAGUCAGUAUCACAGUAUAAACACCAGUGCUCUUGCAGAUGUGGCAAAAUAAGCCUUUGCAUCUCUGUAUGGCAAUACAGGCAUACACCUACCUUCAGAACUGUACCAAUGCUUGUUUUAAAGGAUUACAAACUUUUUAAACAGCUGCUUUAUAUGGGGCUCGUGUGGUGUAGUCAAACCAAUAUAUGAGAAACAUACAAUUUUAUGCCAUUGCUAAUAAACUUUUAAACGUUUAAAUUCUGA